UUGAAACACAGAAAUAGCAGGAGAAUUUGAAAAUUGUGGGAGCCAACGGGGAUGUCUAGAGACGAUACUGAUUUCGCCUCUUCCUCUCUGAUUUCCGAGAUUAUUACAAAUACCUUCGAACUGAUUUAUAGACAGACGGGCUCUGAAAUAGCCUUCAUUUCAAAUUCUUUGGAUUAAAACCGGAACGUAAAAUUGAUGCAUGCUUAUGUGAAGCAGCUAGUGAAGAUGUGUCUCCCUGGUAUCUUCAUUGUUACCCUGUUGACCCUCUCUAUUUCUGCUGUCCAUGGUGGGAAAGUCCUGGUGUUUCCUCAAGACGGCAGCCACUGGGUCAACAUGAAGGUCAUUAUUGAAGCGCUGCAUUCAAGAGGUCACAGUGUGUCAGUAGUACGGCCAUCAGACAGCUGGUACAUCAAGGAAACCUCUCCCCACUACAGUUCAAUCACAAUUGAUAGUCCAGGUGGAGCUGAUGAGGAAUUAUUUAGCUCAUUUGUGUCAAGACUAAUACAGAUAAAGAGAGAGGGAAACUCUGCUUGGACUCGUUUUAGUUUGGACAUGGAGUUGAAGGACGGGUUUUCUGAAAUUCACCGCAAAGUGUGUGAGAUGAUAAUCAAAAUGUUAGAGAAUAAACAGUUGAUGCAGUCUAUUAGAGAAACCAAGUAUGACUUGGUUCUGGCAGACCCAAUAAAUGGGGGAGGCAUUGUGCUGGCGCACUAUUUAAAUGUGCCACUUGUUUUCAAUGUUAGAUGGACUAUAAGCGGUGAGGGUCAUUUUGUUAUUGCUCCCUCUCCACUAUCUUAUGUUCCAAUUCCUGCUGCAGAGUUAACAGACAAGAUGAGUUUUUUUCAGAGGGUCCGUAACUUCCUUGUUUAUAUCACCAGGCAGUAUAUGUACAGACAGACAAUAGAACCUCAUUAUUCUGCCGUAGUUAGUCGUUACUUUGGUCCUGAGGUCGACUACCUCUCAUUGUUUCAAGCUGCUGAUUUAUGGCUCAUGAGAGUUGACUUUGUGUUUGAGUUCCCUCGUCCCACCAUGCCUAAUGUUAUAUAUAUGGGAGGGUUCCAAUGUAAACCUGCCAAGCCUCUUCCCCAAGAACUAGAGGAGUUUGUUCAGAGUUCUGGGGUGCAUGGAGUCAUUAUCAUGUCUUUGGGGACUUUCAUUGGGCAGCUUCCACAUGAUAUAGCUGAUGAGAUAGCUGCUGCUUUUGCCCAACUGCCUCAGAAGGUAAUCUGGAGGUAUAAAGGAGACAGGCCAGCUACUCUGGGCAACAACACCUUACUAGUUGACUGGAUGCCUCAGAAUGAUCUUUUAGGACACCCUAAGACAAGGCUGUUUGUAGCUCACGGAGGAACAAAUGGGAUAUUUGAGGCUAUCUACCACAGUGUUCCAAUAGUAGGCCUUCCUCUGGUGUUCGACCAAACUGACAAUCUUUCUAGAAUGAAAGUGAAGGGUGUAGCAAAGGUUGUGGAUUUAGCAACACUAGAUAGAAACAUAUUCUCCCAGGCCUUACAGGAAGUUCUGGAUGAGCCAUCCUACAGGACGAACAUGCAGAGACUCUCCAGGCUACACAGGGAUGUGCCAAUGGAGCCCCUGGACACUGCCCUCUUCUGGAUUGAGUUUGUCAUGAGACACAAAGGUGCUGCUCACCUGCGUACAGAGUCCUACAGAAUGCCCUGGUACUCCUACCACUCUGUAGAUGUAAUGGUGUUUUUACUGACUGUUGUGUUAUUUACUCUGCUGGCUUUCAUUGGCAUUAUCAGAUGUUUCUGUUGCAGGUCAUGUUUGAAAAUGAAAAUGAAAGAGGAAUGAUUAUGGCUUUCAUCUGUACACAGUGUGGUACAACAAUAUGUUUUUACUUGUCUCACUCAUUAUACUUUUUGUUCACAUGACAAAUAUAUGUGGCAUUGAUGUAGACAUACAGUAUUGUCGACAGAUGUUUUAUCUAUUUGUUUUUUGAAGAUUUUGCUAAACUUACAACUGUACUUUAACUGUUCAGCCCAUUUAACUGUUCAGCCCAUUUAAUCAAAGGUUUGAAUAGGAAAGUCCAAAUGUGCACUUUAAAUAUGAAUGCUGUUAUAGUUGUGUGUGGCUGCUUUCUUUGUGUGUAAUAGUUAAACUGAUGUAAAUGUUGAUUCUUCAGAAGACCGUUAAGGAGCUCUGUUUUUUAAUAAAGAUAUCAUGCAGCUUA
Oncorhynchus gorbuscha (pink salmon) is the source of this 2185-nucleotide messenger RNA. Its product is annotated as UDP-glucuronosyltransferase 2C1-like. The record is from RefSeq and is a predicted model, not a curated record. Gene Ontology annotation, molecular function: UDP-glycosyltransferase activity. Lineage: Eukaryota; Metazoa; Chordata; Actinopteri; Salmoniformes; Salmonidae. The transcript is spliced from 2 exons. Bases 196 to 1806 code for a protein of 536 amino acids.